AUGCGGGAAGACAUCGACGAGACCAUCGUUACCGAACACAUUCCGCCUUCUCUCCAAUAUACCUGCCGCCACUGGCAUUUCAGCCCACUCGCCAGCAUUGUCCGCAACGAGUCCCAGAAUCAGGCAUUACAAAGUGUCCGAGUGAUAAGAGAAAUCCCAGAGCGGUGGAGUGUAUGCUUAUUAACUUGUGAGGGCCACUCUGGCUCGGUCCGCAGUGUGGUGUUCUCGGCCGACGGGUCGCGCAUCGCCUCUGGCUCCGACGACAACACGGUGCGGGUGUGGGAUGUACAGACGGGCGCGUGCGAGCAGACACUCGAGGGCCACUCUGACACGGUCAACAGCGUGGUGUUCUCGGCCGACGGCUCGCGCAUCGCCUCUUACUCCGACGAUAAGACGGUGCGGGUGUGGGAUGUACAGACGGGCGCGUGCGAGCAGACACUCGAGGGUCACUCUAGCUUAGUUAACAGCGUGGUGUUCUUAGCCGACGGGUCGCGCGUCGCCUCUAGCUCCGACGAUAAGACGGUGCGGGUGUGGGAUGUAUAG
This is a messenger RNA of Cladophialophora bantiana CBS 173.52, 543 nucleotides long. RefSeq lists its product as uncharacterized. Bases 1 to 543 code for a protein of 180 amino acids. Gene Ontology annotation, cellular component: nucleus; transcription repressor complex. Lineage: Eukaryota; Fungi; Ascomycota; Eurotiomycetes; Chaetothyriales; Herpotrichiellaceae. The record is from RefSeq and is a predicted model, not a curated record. Gene Ontology annotation, molecular function: protein binding. Gene Ontology annotation, biological process: negative regulation of transcription by RNA polymerase II. The transcript has 2 exons.